AUGGCCGCCAUCGCGCAGACGUCCGAUGCGCAGAUGAAGGCGGCGCUGGCGGCUGAGCUAGCUAAAGUUGAGGUGCAGCCCCCACAGCAUGUCGCCUCGCCAGCUGAUGAGGUUCGACGCACGGACGCUGCGUGGCGAGAUGCGGAGGUGAAGCACGAUCAGGCGGCCAAGGCAGUCCAGCGAUUCCGAGGCCAGCUAGAGCAGGCGGAGGCCAAGGAGCAGCUAGCGGCCAGGUCGCUGGCGCAGGCUGCCACUGCCACGUCUCAGGCCGCGCAGGCCAUCGCUAAGGCUGAUGGCGUGCUCAUCACUCCCGACAACGUGGACGGCGACGACAAGGGACCCAGGUCUCUGUUCCAUUUGUCCUGGGACCAGGAGCUGUUCGCCAACAUCGACCAGCUCGAGCACGAGCAAAGCGAGAAGGAAAACUUGGCGCAACUAGAGAGGGACCUAGUCAGCACCAAGGACACUUGGAAGUCCAAGGAGGAGGAGGUGCAAGCUUGGUUGCGACGAGCAGCUGAGCUCAAGGCGUCCAUCGAGGAGCGCCUCGGCAAGAAGAGGAGGAACAACGAUGAUCAAGCCGUCCCAGGAGGAGACGGCCAGUCCUCAGCCGUCACAGGUCAUGCUGCAGCGCCGACGGCCACCGCCGCUGCGGCGGGCGAGGAGCCUUCGACGGAGCAGAAGGCAUCACAGGCAGCAGCCGACGAGCAGCAGGCGAGCAAGGUCGAGGCCGAGGCCGAGCGCUUGUCCCGCGCCAAGUUUGCGGCGCUGAACGCCAACCUGCAGAUGCGCGAGGGCAAGGGCAAGAACGGUUCCACCGCGGGGGCGACGCUCGGCAAAGGCGUGGGCGCCCAGCCCCAGUCUCAGGCGCCGCGACCUGGGAAGGAGGGGCCGAACCCAGAGUCCAAGUCCAGUCGAGCUCGCGCCGCACGGCUGCUGGCAGCUCGGGAGAUCGCGGCCGAGCGGGACGAGGUGCAUUCGAGGCUCUAUGGGGGCGUUCUGGCAGCCAUCGGGCCCCAGAAGAUCAGGGGGCCCAGCAGGAGCUCGAGGCUCGCCACUCUGAGCGCCCUGAGCCCCAGCCGGAUCCAGUGCCCAGUUUGGAAAUCGGCGACGACUCGGCAACUCUACCACCCGAAAGAUAUAGUCGAUUUCAAGUCAGGCAAGUGGCAUAGCAAGUGGGCUCCGCCCAUCUCCGACCCCGGCGAGGCGCUUGGGAACGCUCUCGAGACUAUUCGGCAGGCCACCAAGGGGUCGGCGGCGCAAGUCAAGCGCGACAUGAUCGAGUGCCUAGUCACCACAGCCCGUCAGCUCAAGGUGCAAUGCCUCGGCGUUGACCUAGGAGCUGGUUCGAUAUCGACAACUCUGGGUGCAGCCUGCGGGGCGCGAGUCCGCGGUCGCUGCCUCACGACGCUGCUCGAGUUGGAGGCCGCGUCGCUCGACCCUGCGCAGCGUUUCAUCACUGGUACGUCCCGGCAGUGGCUGACGAACUGGCGUCGGCACCCCGAGGCGCGACCAGGUAUCAUUCGGGCGGGGGAUAAGGUCCGCCUGAAGCUGGAGGCCAUACCCCACGCCCAGAGGUCGCACUCGCUGGCGGCCCUGCGGCCGAACCUCUUGCGGGGGGAGGAGCCCGCCGCGCCGGACCCGGCGCCGCCGGGCCCCGGCGCGCCUGGCGGCGGCCACCCCGCCUUCGCGUGGGCGGAGGCGAAGGUUGUCACUCGGCGCACUGCGGUGGAGUCGCAGCUGUACGAGGACCUGCUGCGGCAGAGCCCGGAGCAGAUCAAGAGGGCCAAGCAGGUCGCCGACAAGUGCCGCGCCGACCUGGACAGGAAGCUGCUCGCGGCCGCGGACCGCAAGGGCGCCUCGCGCCAGGUGCGCAGCGGCAGCGCCCCCGCCCUCGGCGGGUGCGCCGAGCUCGAUCGAUCGACGGGCCCACCGAGGACCCCGGACGCGCCCUCUGGCCAGCCAGGCGGGGCAGUCGCCAAGCUGGGGGCGGCGAUGGACCAGGACACCUUCCUCGAGCACGCCGUCUACAACGGCAUGCUGCCCCUCGCGGCGCUCGCGGAGAGGCCGACGGUGCAGCUCCGGGGCGGCACGUGGCGCUGCAAGAACAUUGCCGCCUGCGUGCCCGCGGGGAGCCGGGCGGACCGGCCGCAGAGCCAAGGCACUCAGAGCGAAGAGGGGAGCUUUGAUACUUUAGCGUAUCAUUCCGCCCUGGGACUUUUUGAUUUACAUUGA
Molecule: messenger RNA, 2232 nt
Organism: Prorocentrum cordatum
Lineage: Eukaryota; Dinophyceae; Prorocentrales; Prorocentraceae
Source: the annotation of a GenBank genome assembly